AUGAAAAACAAUAUGAUCAUAAAAUUGCUACUGAUGAUAUACACAGUGUGUGCAAGGCUAGAUCUAUAUGAUAUAAAGACACUAGGAGAAAGAGUAGUUAUUCAAAAAGAUAAUUUAUUAAUACAUCCAGAUGGGCCACUUAGUCCACUAAGAGGGUAUAUUAUGCACAGAAGUGGAUAUAUGUAUAAUAAGCGAUUUUAUUCGCCAGAAAUAGAUACAGAAUAUCAAUUAAAAAAGACAGAUAAAGCAACAGAAAGUGGUAAAUCAAUUUACACAUAUACACGAACACCUGUUAAUGAUAUAGCAUAUAAAAAUAUUUAUACAGAUGCUGUAACAAACAACUAUCUUAUUCGGUUCCAUACACAGCUAAUUAACAUGUUUCCUUCUACAGACAAAUCACUUUCUAUUACAGCAGGAAGGCCAGAUGCGCUUUAUUCUUUUCUGAUAAAGGAUGAAGUACAGCCACAAUGCAUGUACAUUUUGGCAGCUUUUUUCCUUUUGUCCGAGCAGGUGGAUAUUCCCAUUCUAACAGGAAAGAAAAAGGAAAAAGAAAGAAGACUUGUUCUAAAAAGUGUAGAUGGAAAAGAUACGUACAUUAACCAGAGCCUAGUGCUGUGUGAAGAUGAAAAAGAACUGCCCACUGAACAGGAAAAUUAUCACACAGAAGCUGUUGGAGUUAUUAACUUUCUAAAAGAUUAUGCAGAAAUUCGCAUUAAACAACUAGAGAAAAAACGCGGAUAUAUAGAACCAAGUACAUAUGAGCAGUUUAUGACAGGACGUUUUUUGAACACACCAAAGUUCCUUGUUCAGUCAUAUAUAUACGAAUUUAUUGAUACACCAAACAGGUAUAUUGAGUUUGUAGAGGCUGUAUAUACUAUUCUGACUGAUCAGAUAGAGAACAAUACAUCUAUUAAAAAAAAGAUAAAAGACGUAUACAAAGGCCUAUUGAAGAAUUACUUUAUAAAGAAAGAUGAACUGCCAUAUGUAACCAAUCAUAUAGACCAUAUUUUAAAUCUUAGAAGGGCAAAAGACAGUUGUAAAAUAUCACCUUUUAUUGAUUCAUCACAACUACCAGCAUAUGUUCAAGUAAAGGCUUAUGAUAGAAAAAAUGAAAAAGAAAUAGGUGAUAUAACCCAAAAAUAUUCUAAUUGUGUGGAAGUGAGUAUAUUAGGAAUAGUUUGUUGUUUAUUAUACGACUUAAACAAUAGAGUAUACACCACGGACCAUUUACCAAAUAAAAAAGAAACAGAGCCACUGAAAGAGUUCUUCAAAGAUUAUCCAAAACCAAUGGAGAGCAUUAGUUAUAAAAUGCAACAGGAUUGGUGCAGAGUAGUAGCAGGCUUACCCAAUGAUAAGAUUGUUUAUUUAAAAAAAAGAGGCAAUGAGCUAGAAAGCAGUUUAUUAAAUGUUUUAUACGUUAUAUCAGAAAUAACUGGAAACAAAGAAGAAGUACUUAAAGAAAUUAAGUCUAUAGAAGACAAGUGUAGACCUAAAAAUUCAUAUAAAAAAGAAUUUAAUAUAAAAGAAAAUCUAACUAAUAUAUUCAUAGAACUAUCAAAUAACAAGAAUCUUGAAAUAGAUUCUAAAAAGUUCACAGUAGAUAAGAGAAAAAAAGAUAAAAAGCAUGAUUUAUUUGGAGAGUUUCAUCUACUUUAUAUCUUUGAAGAAAUAAAGGCAGGAGUAUCAGUAGAUAUAUGCAGCUGCCAUGCCAUAUUAGACAUAGUAGGCGAUUUAUUGCUUAAAAAACAAAAAAUCGCUAUUAAAACAAAACUCACUGAAAUCCAGAAUAUUUACAGUAACUCAGAGAAGUAUACAGCAUGUAUAAUUAGACAGUACAUAAACAUAGAGCUGAAUAAAAUGAAAAAUAAGUGUAAAUCACAAAGCUUCCUUCCAUCUGAGCAAAUUCAGGAAACUAUUAGAAACAAUCAUGAUAAUAUAAAUGACAUUUUUCUGUGCGGGAUGAUUUUAUCAGUUAGGGAAAAAGCAGCUAGUGUUGGAUACUUCUUGAGUAUAUAUCUAAAAAAUACACAGCCAAAAAACAAUCCGCUAGUUCGUUUUACUAAUAAUCUUAUAGGAAGUACUCUGCUGAAUGAUUUAAUAACAAGAAAAAACAUGCUAAUUUAUUGUAUGUAUAACAGUGAUGGUAAAGAUUACUAUUCAAGAGUUGAAGAGUGCUGGGAAGAGGUUUCUUUUUGCAGUGUAAUUCAUUUAAUCAAAACCAUGAAUAACACAUUAUUAGGACCAACCCAUUCCUAUGAUAUUUCUUUUGAGUGUUUUAUAAAAGCAAUGAGAGCCAUAGGCAGGGCAGACGAGAGGUAUAACAUUAAUAAUUUUUCAAGUAUCUUUAUCAUGGUUAUAAAGAAUCUCUCCAAGAAAACUGAUGAUCCAACUAAAACAUUUUCUGAAUUGCUAGGCGUAAUAUAUGAAUUAGUUAUGCAGCCGGACAGUUCAAAUAUGUUUUAUAUCUGUUUAAAGUGGGUGGUUGAUGUGAUAAUAAGUAAUAUAGAAGAUAAGAAGGAUACUAUAAAUAUUCUAAUGGAUCGUAUAGAUAUAAAUUAUGUUUUAAACAGUGAUAACAGAUGGGAUAAACAAUUUAUUUCUCAUUCCUAUAUUUUGAAGCAUUUAAAUAAUAACAGAAGUCUAUUAUGUGAUGGAUAUGACUCAGAAAGUGUUAAUAAGUAUGAUUCCAUUAUAAAGAAAAUAAGUAAAUUUAUAAAACCGAAUAAAAAAGGAUUUUUUCAGCAAGCCAUAGAAUCUGUUAUAUGCAAAUAA
Molecule: messenger RNA, 2772 nt
Organism: Nematocida parisii ERTm1
Lineage: Eukaryota; Fungi; Microsporidia
Exons: 1
Coding region: 1-2772 (923 amino acids)
Source: RefSeq, a predicted model, not a curated record